This is a messenger RNA of Mesitornis unicolor (brown roatelo), 867 nucleotides long. It is a transcript of the gene DUSP4, whose product is annotated as dual specificity phosphatase 4. Gene Ontology annotation, biological process: protein dephosphorylation; negative regulation of MAPK cascade; endoderm formation. The transcript has 4 exons. Bases 1 to 867 code for a protein of 288 amino acids. NCBI's taxonomy places the organism in Eukaryota, Metazoa, Chordata, Aves, Mesitornithiformes, Mesitornithidae. Gene Ontology annotation, cellular component: nucleus; cytoplasm. The record is from RefSeq and is a predicted model, not a curated record. Gene Ontology annotation, molecular function: MAP kinase tyrosine/serine/threonine phosphatase activity; protein tyrosine/threonine phosphatase activity.
AUGCUGCAUCUGGAAAAGCUGAGAAUGGAAAGCCCUUUGGCCGAGGAACAGCUUUUCCCAUUAAGUGCUGUGGUAACUCUUCGUGCCUCUCUUCUUGCAGGGGGGUAUGAGCGUUUCUCCUCCGAGUUCCCCGAAUUCUGCGCAAAAUCCAAGUCCCUGAGCAAUGUGUCACCCCCCACCAGUGCCGAGCCCCUGGAUUUGGGCUGCAGUUCCUGUGGGACCCCGCUUCACGACCAGGGUGGCCCUGUGGAAAUCCUUCCCUUCCUCUACCUUGGCAGCGCCUACCACGCUGCCCGCCGGGACAUGCUUGACGCGCUGGGCAUCACAGCACUGCUGAACGUCUCCUCGGUCUGCCCGCUGAACGUCUCCUCGGACUGCCCCAACCACUUCGAGGGGCACUACCAGUACAAGUGCAUCCCUGUGGAGGACAACCACAAAGCUGACAUCAGCUCCUGGUUCAUGGAGGCCAUUGAGUACAUCGACUCAGUAAAGGAGUGCUGUGGCCGGGUCCUCGUCCACUGCCAGGCCGGCAUCUCCCGCUCAGCCACCAUCUGUUUGGCUUACCUGAUGAUGAAGAAGCGCGUCAAGCUGGAGGAGGCCUUUGAGUUCGUCAAGCAGCGCCGGAGCAUCAUCUCCCCAAACUUCAGCUUCAUGGGGCAGCUGCUGCAGUUCGAGUCGCAGGUGUUGGCCACCUCAUGUGCGGUGGAAGCCGUCAGCCCCUCGGGAACACUGCGGGAGCGGGGCAAGGCCACCUCCACCCCCACCUCCCAGUUUGUCUUCAGCUUCCCGGUGUCUGUGGGUGUCCAUGCCACCCCCAGCAGCCUCCCGUACCUGCACAGCCCCAUCACCACGUCGCCCAGCUGUUAG